Messenger RNA from Bufo gargarizans (Asiatic toad), 1299 nucleotides. Its product is annotated as olfactory receptor 6N1-like. Gene Ontology annotation, biological process: G protein-coupled receptor signaling pathway. The transcript has 3 exons. Gene Ontology annotation, molecular function: G protein-coupled receptor activity; olfactory receptor activity. Gene Ontology annotation, cellular component: membrane. Lineage: Eukaryota; Metazoa; Chordata; Amphibia; Anura; Bufonidae. The record is from RefSeq and is a predicted model, not a curated record. The coding region runs from base 1 to 1299 and encodes 432 amino acids.
AUGUUGUCUGGGCCUCUCCAGGAAAGCAACUCUGAAUGUACGAUCCUGCCUCAAAAUAACUUUCUAGGGGCCAUGAGUUCUAAGACCUUUCUUAAUCUUCUCAAGGAGAGGUAUGAGAAUGACCCACUUCUUAAUCAUCCUCCUAAAGACUUUAACCUCAAGUACAGCAACGUUUUUUGGACUCAAGCGCAUUGCCUCUAUGUACCUGAAUCAACUCGAGUAGAAGCUUUCAGAUUAACUUCAUUACAGGAGAUCCAGGAGAAAUUGACGAAUACAUCGAAGGAGGCUCAGGAAUAUUACAAGAAGGCUGCUGACAGACAUCGGAGAUCAAUCCCCACCUUUCACUUGGACAAGGACUACCUUCAGACGGCAGUUUCUUCUAACCUGACCAUUCAUCUUGUAACAGAAUUCAUCAUCUUUGGAUUCCCUAGUCUUCAGAACUAUCAUAUUUUGCUCUUCUGUGUGUUUCUCUUUAUUUACCUGUUCACCGUCACUGGAAAUGGAAGCAUCUUCUUCUUGGUUAUACUUGACCAACGGCUACAUACUCCAAUGUAUUUCUUUGUCAGUAAUUUGUCUUUCCUUGACUUGAGCUACACCUCAGUAACCAUCCCGAAGAUGUUGGCCAAGUUUUCAAUGCACCUUAACACCAUCUCUUAUGCAGCUUGCUUUACUCAGAUGUAUUUUUUCUUGUCUUUAGCAGCAACAGAAUGUUUACUUCUGACUAUAAUGGCUUAUGACCGAUAUGUUGCUAUAUGUUCUCCUCUACAUUACCAGACCAUUAUGACCAGGAGACGGUAUCUACUAUUGGCAUCUUUGGCAUGGUCUGGAGGUUUUCUUAUUCCUGUCACAGUCUUAAUCUUAGCCUUGAACUUACCAUUUUGUGGACCUAAUAUUAUCCAUCAUUACUACUGUGACCAUCCACCAUUGUUGCAGUUGGCCUGCACCAACACUUCCUUCAACGUAGCUGUUGGCUCCUCCAUCGGGGCUUUUGUUCUCCUAAUAACAUUUACUCUAGUGGUCGUUUCCUACAUAAAAAUCAUAUUAACAAUUCUCAAAAUUGACUCCAAAGAUGGACGCAAGAAAACAUUUUCCACAUGCGCCUCACACUUUGUGGUAGUCAAUAUGUUCUUUUUGCCGCUUAUCUUCAUGUAUGUCCGGCCAAAGGCUUCCUACUCUUCAGAUGUGGACUCCCUGGUGGCCAUGCUAUACACAGUAUUAACACCUUUGAUGAAUCCGGUUAUAUACAGCUUCAGGAACAGAGACAUUAAAGAAGCUUUCAGGAAGAAGGUCCACCUUUAA